This is a messenger RNA of Dentiscutata erythropus, 750 nucleotides long. Lineage: Eukaryota; Fungi; Glomeromycota; Glomeromycetes; Diversisporales; Gigasporaceae. The record is from the annotation of a GenBank genome assembly.
AUGAUCGAAAGAGGUCUCGAUCAAGAAGUUAUGACCGAAAUAGAGAAAGUUGGUCAAGAUAUAAUCGAGGCAAUGAAGAUAGCUAUUCAAGAAGUUAUUAUCGAAGGAGUAGAGAUAGUCGAUCAAAAAGUUAUGAUCGAAGAGAUAGAGAUAGUCGACCAAGAAGUUAUGAUUGAAGAAAUAGAAAUAUUACCUAUUUCUAAAGAACCAUACUUAGAUAGACAAGUUGAAAAAAAUCAAAUUUCUUCAAUCAUGCAAGGUAAAGAAAUUCAAAAGCUAUUUAAAGAAUUUCUUAACCAAAAAUUGAAUUCGGAUAAUAUAAGUUUAUAUAUAGAUAAGGAAGAUUUAUUAGGCCAAAAUCAUUCAAGACCUCAAGAACGAUCAAGUCAAAAAUCACUAAGACGAUCAAACCAAGGUUAUUCCCAAAUUCAAGAUCGAACUAGUCCACAAGAAGGUUCAAGUUCUUCGAAUGUUAGGUUUAAAUAUUUAGAUCUUACUGAUCUUCCAGAUAACCUUCUAGCUGCUUUAAGAAAACGAAAAAAUAGAGCUAAUACAAUCGAGUAUUUAGUUACUAUUACUUCAAAAACUGAUGAGGAAAAUCCUACUGGAGAACAGAAAGUUAUUGUAAAGGAUUUGAAAUGGCGCUCUGAUACUACACCAGAUUGGACAAUUAGUGGAUAUGAAGGAUCAUUGAAGACAGCCAUACAAAAUGCCUGUGCUGAACGAUCUUCAUCUGUGCUUCCUCAAUGA